Molecule: messenger RNA, 3966 nt
Organism: Antechinus flavipes (yellow-footed antechinus)
Lineage: Eukaryota; Metazoa; Chordata; Mammalia; Dasyuromorphia; Dasyuridae
Product: gasdermin-D-like
Exons: 14
Coding region: 611-2128 (505 amino acids)
Biological process (GO): pyroptotic inflammatory response; defense response to bacterium
Molecular function (GO): phosphatidylinositol-4-phosphate binding; phosphatidylinositol-4,5-bisphosphate binding; phosphatidylserine binding
Source: RefSeq, a predicted model, not a curated record
UGUCUGUUCAUAUCCUUUGACCAUUUAUCAAUUGGAGAAUGGGGAAAUUCAACUUUGAAUCAGUUGCUGACAAGACUGGAAAGCCUCAGUUUAACCACAUGUGUUUCUGUUCAUACCAUCUGCAGGGAGUGCCUCACCUCUAUUUCUCAGAGCACAGGGUACCUAGCACAAACCUUUAUGUGUAGCAGGUGUUCAAGAAAUAAGCAAUGAGUGACAGAUUCUCUCUCCUUGCCAUUUCCCUAUUUGGCCAAAUGUAGGAGUCAGUGGGGAGGAGUGAGGGAGGAGAAACAAGAAGAAAGGGAGGAGACACAGUGCUGGGAGUGGUUGGUUUGACUGCCCUCCACUUGACUGCCCUGGACUUUCCCAAAAACUGGAAGUCAGGCUGGGAGGGAUGGACCGAAGCCAGAAAACAGCAGCUCUCACAGCAGUCUGAUUUCCUCCUUUCCUGGAAAUGGGGUAAGAAUAAAAGGCGUGAUGAGGGCAAAAGCCGAACGCUUUCAGUUUUGAUUGAGCAGGUCUCUGAAACAAAGUUCAUUCCAUAAGUUGGGGGAAACGCCUGCUCCACCUCAUCCUCACACGGCCAUCCAAAGAUAAAAAUUGCCGAGGAACCAUGCCAUCUAUAUUUGAGUGCGCUACCAAAAACAUGGUCAAAGAGCUGAGCAAAAAUGGGGAGCUGAUCCCUGUGGAAAGCCUCAAGAGCUCCACCCACUUCAGUCCCUACUACCUGGUCAGGAGGAAGACCAAGAGCUCCUGGUUUUGGAGGCCACAGUAUGUUUGGCUCAAUUUGACCCUCAAGGACAUUCUGGAUCCCAGCUCCCCAGUACCAGAAGUGAUGCAGAAUGGACCAUUCCACUUUAAUGAUGAGGUGGAUGGGCAGGUGUCUGGCAGUAUGGAGGUGACUGCUUCUAUGCAGGCGAAGGUUUCAGGACAGACUUCAGUGUCAAACAGAACAGACCUGGAGGUCAAGACUCUCAUCAUUCCCCUUCACACCUGGGACUGCUUACGAAAAGAAAGGACACUGAAGAAACCAGAGCCCUCUAUCUUUCAGGAGCUUCGGAAACGGAAGGAGGAUGUGUAUGUUGUCACAGAAGCUGUCAAGACCCAGAAAGAAGCUGUUCUGAAGAGGUCCAGAAAUACAGAAGGUUUGGGGAAGUUCACCAUUCCUGGAGUCUCGUGUUUUCAGGGUCAGGGGGAGGGUCACUUAAACACAAUGAAGACAGUGACUGUCCCUGAGGGCAGCAUACUUGCUUUCCAAGUUGCCAAGUUGAUUAUUAGGAACCACUGGAAUGUUCUUUUACUUCCAGACAAGAAGCAGAAAACCUUCCUAGAGGAAAACAUACACUUGUUACUCUGCAGUAACUCAGACUUGCAAAGUUCUAGUUUCCUCAUGGAACCAGACAAAGACUUGUCAAGAUUUGAAUCAGGAGAGAGGAGAUGGAAGUCAGACAAAGGACCGUUCUUUGCAAAGACACUCUGGGGCCCACCAGAUCUCCCCGCAGUGAUAUUACUUACAGAAUUUGAGAAAAUGCAAGCUGAGGUGAAGAAAGAACAAAGGCCACUGACCAUGCUGGACAAGAAGCUACGGCAGUGUCUGCUUCAGGAUCUUCUGAGGCUCCUCCAGAGUGAGCAGGAUCUGCUGGACUUAGAAGGCAUGGUAGAAGAGAGUUUGUUCAGUGGGGUUCCCCCCCAGAAGAUGGAAGGCGUGAUGGGAAACAUUCUCAGUAACCUGCAGGACCAGAGUGGAAAACUUGUGGAGGAAUUAGCAGGGGCAUUCCUCUAUCUCUUUGGAGCUGUGAAUGCUCUGAGUGAAAUCCAGUAUCAGAACCUGAUCCAGUUGCUGAAGACAGAAGAAAAGAUUCUGCCUCAGGAAGUAGACCUGGUGAGAGAAAUUCUGAAGAAAAACUUCAGUGAGACCAAGGAGACGACUUUCUCCCUUCCUUCAGAGCUGCUGUCCUUUGCCAAGGACAAGAGGGAGGAAUCCACCCUCAUAUUUGCCCUGUUGGAAGCGUGUGGAUUGGAGAUCUCAGGAGAUAAAUCCCAAUUUACCUGGAACCCCAGUGCUCUGCACUCCCUUUGUGCAGUAUAUGGGAGUCUGGAGAUGCUGCAAGUUCUCUCUAAAGGCUGCUGACCCAGUCCCCUCUUUCCCUACCCAUUUGCUGUGUCAAGUUCCUGGAAUCUGCCCCCAUUUUUCUAGAUCUGAGGCCCAGCAAACUGUCCCCUGAGUUUGGCAGAGCAUAAUCCUUUGUAUUUACCCUCUGGAUGCUUCCACCUUCUGGCAGAAUCACACAAUUAUCAUCUUGCUUUGACCAGGGUUCUCUGAGCUCUGACAAGCACCAGACAAGUCCCCAUAUUCUGGACAGAAAUUCCUGCUAUGAAUCAGCUUUGUCUCAUUAUUGCUGUUACCCCUCUUUGUAGACCUACAGGUCACUGCAUGCCCAUAAAUGUAAGUAUCCAUUCUGUCCAUAUAAAAUGAGUCCUCCUCACCCCUACACCUGUUUAGCUUCCCUCCUUGCAUAUAAGCCAUUUUGAAAUUAAAUUUCUAUUUGAUCCCUGACUCUCCUGGCUCCCAUCUGCUGUGUUUGGCUCUAACCAUCCAGAGAUUAUAGGUUAGUUCCAUCCAGCUGGCAAGUACCUCCGUCCCCUAAGUCAGCUCCAGAACUAGUGGAUUAGGAGACAGCCCUAUUUCAAAUGAAAUUUGAUCAUGAAAUUUGAAUGUUGGGCCUUCCUCUGUGAUAGAGUACCCAUUCACACCCAAAAGGAAUCCCCAGUGUGAUGACUAGACAAAUGGUCAUCCAGCCUCCACUUCAAAACCAAAUUGAAGGGAAGCAUCCCAAGGCAACUCAUUUCCCUUUGGGGAAGAUUUGAUUAUUCCCAAGUGUUGUUUUUCCCCUCACUUCAAGCCUUACUUAAACUACCUAUUUGCCAUCUUUGUCCACUGCUCCCAGAUUUGCCCUUUAAGGGCUAGAACAAGUGCAAUCCCUUCUCUGCAGCUCUAUAAAUAUAUGUAUGAAACUGUGAGAUCACAUGUCUUCCACCUGGUGCUCACAGGACAUGGACCCAAGGCCCUUUUUCCCUUGUGGUUGCUCUCCUCUGGAUGUUAUCCAGUUCAUCAGUGUUUUGAAACUAUGGUGCUUGGACCGGAUAAAAUGUGACCAGGGCAGAGGUGGAACUAUCCCCUCCCUCUUCCUAGAAGUCAGACCCCUCUUGAUGCAGCUCAAGAUGGCUUUGGCUUUUGAGUGGUCUCCUCACUCUACUCAUUGAGCUGGCAGACCAAGAAAACCUGCUGCUCUAUGACCUUGUCUUGAUAUCUCAUGGACAAGGUAAUAUUUAAGUUCUUUUCUUCAUUAUGGUUUUGUACCUGUUUUCCAAAGUUAUUAGUUCUCUUUUCAUAUAUUUCUUUCCCUACCUCUUGCAUUUUUCCCCAUUAUUUCCUCUAUUGCUCUCAUUUGAUUUUUUAAAAAUUAUGCUUUAACUCUUUAAAAACAAAACAAAAAAAUCUUUUAGGAAUUCCUGUCAGAGUCGUAUUCAAGUUGCACUUUUUUGAGGCUUUCUUGGAGAUAUUUUCAAGUCAUUCUCUUCUGCCUUUGUGAAGUACUUUCCUAGCUACAUAAUAAUCCUUUAUAUUAGCAUUCUUUUUUUAGUUUGCUUAUACCAUUAGAUUGUAAACUCCUCAUGGGCAGGCAAAGUCUCUUUGUAUCCCCAUUGUAUAGCACACUACCUGUCACAUAGGAGGGGUUUAAAAUUUUUUGGUUUAUUUAAUAAAAGCUAGAUGACUUAACUUUCAACUCCCAUCUCUUUCAAUUCCAAAAUUAGAUUGUGUCAUCUUUAUAUGAAUAACAAUGUAUGCAUAUUGUCUAUCUUCUUAGAAUGCAAAGUUCAAGGGCAAAAAUGGUUUCCUUUUUAUCUUUGUAUACCAAUGCUUAGCAAGUAUCCUGGAAUAUAAUAAAAGCUGUUGACUGAUUGUUA